UAACCCAGAAAGUCUAAGCCAGGGGCAAGUAGGCAUAUUACCUAAGAAGAGAGGAAGGAAGGUAUAUUAUUUCACCAUAUAAGGUACAUUAUUUUGUUAUUACUAUUAUAAUUAUUAUUAUUAUUAUUGUUUUUAUUAUCAUUAUCAUUGUUAUUGUUAUAAUGAGAAUAAAGAAAACAAUUUUUAUUUGCUUAACUUUGUUCACUUAAAAAUGUAUCAACUAGCCAUUUACAAUUAUAAAACUAUUGAAAUGUGAAUAUUCAUUUUCAUUUUUAAUUUUUUAUGUGAUCAACCCUGACUAUAUUCUUUUUAUUGUCAAAUAUUUAUGUUUCUUGCUCCAACAUAAAUUCCCAACUGAACAGUUGCUUGUGUGUGUGUGUGUGUGUGCGUGUGCGUGUGCGUGUGCGUGUGCGUGUGCGUGUGCGUGUGCGUGUGUGUGUGUGGGUGUAUCCUUGUCCUAAAUUUAUAUAUCAUUACCGUUAUCAAUGUAACUUAUAAACUGUGUGGACUUGUUGGUUUAUUGCUUGAUUGAUUGCUUGUUCAGUGAUGCAUUUUGGUUGAACUAUCGUAGAUAUGUAAAAGUUGCAACCAACCCAGCCCUUCUGCCAGUAAGAGAUGCAAGAUGGAGGGCUGUGGAGCCGAGUUUCCAGAAAAAUCAUUUGACUGGGAAAAAAUAAAAAGUAUGGGACAGACCAACCCAACACGCCAAAGAGAGCUCCUUGAGAAAAGGGCAAGUAAAAUUCCGUAUAAACAAUGUUUUUAAUUUUAUUGCUAACUUGAGUACAUUAUUAAUAUAGGUAAUGAUGAAUAUUUGAAUGGUGUGGUGCAAGCUAGACUAAUGCAAGUGUCUAUUUUGGCUAGGAAAAAAUUUUCCUCUUAAGUGCCUUUAAUAUGCUGGUUUGCAGUUUGUUUUCGAGAAAAUGAAACAGGAAUCAUAAAAAGAAGUUUACCUGAAAAAAGAAAAAAAAACAGUUUCUGGGUUUCGGACCCUGGCUCUUGUGUUCUUAUCUCCACUGCUGUGAAAACAUUAUGAAAUAUAAUUAUUUCCCUUCACUCUUUUCUUGAAAUCAUAGUGAGAAUCAUUCACUUACCGUAAAUGCUUGAAUUAGCACCCAGCUUCAAAUAAGCGCCCCGCUUCGAAUUAGUGCCCCUCCUAUGGCUUAAAAUUUGGAAUAAGUAUACCCCUUCAAAUAAGCUCCCCCUCCCUCCCCUGAGAGAAAAUCGGGACAAUAUACGAGACAUGUACAGUACUUUUAAUGAAUGUGACAUUCGUAAUAGUUCACAAUUACUGUUCUUUAAAGUCGAACGGGUUUGCUCCUCAUUUCCUCGAUAGAAAUAUCCACGGGAGCUGUAGUAAAACUUUGCUCCCAAAUGCCAGCUUCUUUUGACGGCAACUCAAAAACGUCUUGAGAACGUUUCAAGAUUCAGAAAAGUAAUUUUCUAUAACGGAUUUUUAAUUUUUAUUUGGUACAGUUUGGGUUACUAGAAAUAAGGAUAGUGUCAUUUUAAGGCCAAAAAUUGGUAAACGAAGUAAGCGCCCCCUUCGAAUUAGUGCCCCUGACUCUCUCCUAAGAAAAUUAAAUAAGCACCCAGGGCGCUAAUUCAAGCAUUUAGGCCGGGUACGUUAGUCUUGCACCAAGCCAUUCAUUUGUUUAAAAAUUGUGUAGUGAAAGUAGUUUGAAAUGGAUUUCAGGUCAAAAUGGUUUCCAAACUUGUUAGAACUGUAUUUUCAAUGUUUCAGGAUUACUGUAAUAAAUCUGGAACAAAGCAAACAAUAAACUAGUUUCAAAUCAUUUUGACCUGAAAUCUAUUUUAACCUAUAUUAAGAAUUCAUAAAUAGUAACUUAUGCACCUCAGCAUUCAAUCCUGGCCACGUUUUAAUGUGUAACAGGAACUAUUAGGAAAAAUGACAUGAACCUGUAAAGCACUUACAUCCCAUGUAGAGGAAGUAGUAAUAGCAUGCUACAGACUAGAUAUAUAUUUAUUAUUCAACAAAUUCGCGUGAUGCCCAUAUAUGGUCAGUGCUUGUUCGAUUUCUGUCAUCCGUACAUAACAGAUAUCCUGUGAUACAUGUAGGUUCGUCAAGUUUCGUCCGAAAUCUUACAAUUUUCUGUCUAACCACACUUUUCCUAAGUGUAAAAUGCGUUUUGUUGACAAUUUGUUGAAUAAUAAAACAAUUAUCCUGCUCAAUCUUGCGGAGUAUCACCUGAUUUUAACCGACUCGGUCUGCGGCCUCGUUGCCUAAGUAUCUGGCAAUAUUCUGCACAAUUUCGCGGGAUAACCGUUAAAUAUAUGUCGAUAUCUAGUCAAGUGAUUCUAUUAAAAAUUAAUUAAAACAUAUUUUUGACAAGUUUGCUUACUGUUAUCAUUGCAAGUGAUAAUUUUCAAUAAUUGUUUAUUCUUUAUUCUGAAAAGCUCUUGUGGGGAGAAUAAAGUAUGCAUAUAUGCAUGCAUGCCAUGCAUGCUUGUAUGUAUGUGUGUAAAUUAAAAAAGAACAUUCAUUGCCACCAUUAUAACUAACAACAAUAAAUGUAUUUAUUGUUAUGUCUUUAUAGUUAAAGUACUUUGAUCCUUCUUUAAUUGUUUCAGAACUCUUAGCUAGGUACUUACAAAUGACAUUACAGUCAAACACCUGAAGUGUUCCGCCUAAAAAAUGACUUAUGCGUUCCUUAUUCCAGAGCCACUUCGAUUCUUGUCUUCAAAUUUUAAAAAAAGUCAGUUGAAUAUUUUAUUCAUCCAACCGUUGCGUCUAUUCAAAUAUUUAAUGCUUCAGGCAUUUUGACUGUAAAAGUACCCUAAAGACAUUGGAUGUAUUGUCAAUCAGUGAGGGUAUCAUUUAGUUAAUAAUGUUUGUAAAUAUUUUGCCCAAGCUCUCAUUUUGACUAUACAUUUAUAUUUUAAACUUUUUUCCAUUAAUUUAUUUUUUUUUAUUUAUUUAUUUUUUUGCAGGCCAAUAUUCUUCAUGUUAAACACAGAUGGGAUGUUUCUAUCCUAUAUUCACAUAAACAUGCCAGGGGGGACACAGUCCAGGGGUAUGGCACCCCUGGCAUUGGUGCUAAAUUUAUUGGCAAGGAGAAAGACAAUGUAUCUGAGGCAGGGAGAGCGGCUUGGAAUCUAUUUGCAAAAUUUGCUGAUAGUAAGUUUUUUUGUAACACUGCAUGUAACAUUAGGUGUAGAUUUAAUUCCAUUAGUUGGUAGAAAUGAAGAAACAACAAAAGGGUUUUCAGUAGAAGCCAGCAGCUGACAGAAAUCUCCUGGUUAUGAAGAUGAAUUUGUAGCCCCCUGCUCAAGUUUUAUUAUUUCAUUGGUUCUAUUUUUUUCACUGAAUUGGAAUAGGCUACAAUCAUAUGAAUGCAAGUCCAAUUAGGCAUUGACACUAAAUUACACUGGAAUUCAGCCGAGUGUAAUUUGAAAGAAUUUUCAAAUAUUACUUUCAUUAUAAUAAUUAUUUAAGAUAAUUACAAUCAGAUUUGGACUGGCCUGCAGUUAGCCAAUACUAAUCGAGGCAGGCUAGCCCAUUAAGAAUUAAUUAUAUACAAUGGUAAUUUAUUAAUAAAUGAAAAAGAAAACUGAAGAAGGAACAUGAUAUUCAAAUGAUAUUCAUGAUAUUCAUUAUGUUCAAAAUUCUUGACGGAGAGUGAGAAUCGGAAUUUUUUUAGUUGCUCUACAAUCUUGGACAAAAAUGUUGUGACAUUUUACCAAAUAACAACUUUUUUAGGAUACCAAAUCUAUUCUUUUCCACCCACUCCCCCCAGUUCAAUGUUGUCAAUGUUGGUAUGUUGUCAAAACAAAGUUGGAUGAAUUGCAAACCCCAUGAAACAACAUUGAACAGGGGGGAGGGGGGAAUGAAUAUUCUUUACCUGCUGGUAAGUUAUUACAUAUGCAAAAAAUGUGUGAUAUCCAUUUGUCUCAACUGGUUUUGUCCAAGGUUGUAGCUUUCAUACAAUCACUCAUGUUUUGGAGCCUCCUCUCUUGAUCUGACCCAUUACAACCACAAGCAAGCUCAUGAUGGACUUAACAUUGACCCCCAGUCCAUGGACUUUACCCUAUAGUAAAUAGAUAGUAAAUUUUGCAGCUCAGUGAAGAUAUGUAAAAUGGUCUAUAAUGGCCUAGCUCACCAAGAGUCUCUGACACUUACAUGUAGUCGGUUUGAGCAUCUGACCAGUAAGUGGGAGGUCAUGUCUUCGAAUCCUGUCAGGGUCUGCUGACUCUUCAACAUAAAACGGUAUCAUCAUUAACAAUAUUUAAGAGGCCUGGUCUUUGGCAUUGGCUACGGCCCUGUCUAGGAUAACCUGGGUGCUAACUGAAAUUUAUUAAACUGUAACUGUAACUGUAACUUGUAACGUCUAAACAGGGUGUUACAUUCAGGCUAAAAGUUCGCAACUAUUUUAAAGCAACCUAUCAAAAUUGUUAUUUUUUAUUACCAUUUUUCACCAUUACGUUUAAAUCGAGAGCGUAAAGCCCUUGAUAGUUACAUUGUACUACGAGAUCACAAGGUAAGUAUGGUAGCUAUAAAGGUAACUAUGGCAAAAAUCUGGAAAACAUUUACCUGCAGAAAUAAUUUGUUUUGAUGUUAUUUUCUCUUUCGUUGACAGAUGAACGUCAGGCCAGUGAAGAAGAUAAAGAUGGAGAUGAAACACCUGUUACUGACUACACUACCACUCCCACUUCAACCCUUUCUUCUCCCACUUCAACCCUUCCUGCUUCCACUUCAACCCUUCCUGCUUCCACUUCAUCCCUUCUAAUUCCCAAUUCAACCCUGCCUACUCCCAUUUCAACCCUUCCUGCUUCCACUUCAUCCCUUCAUACUCCUACUUCAACCCCCCCUACUCCCACUUCAACCCUUCCUGCUUCCAUUUCAUCCCUUCCUACUCCGACUUCAUCCCUUCCUUCUCCUACUCUAUCCAACUUUACCCCCACUUCAUCCCGUCCCAUUCCCAAUUCACCCCUUCCUUCUUUUAAUUCAUCACUUUCUUCCACACAAUCUGCGUCCACCGCGUCAAGAAUGUUGGCGUAUGUGGAAAACAAAAUAGUAAAAGCAAUUGGUUUUGCCAUGCCAGAAAGAAAAGUGCUACACGGCAAGUCAAUCCCCCAAGGAAGUAUGUGCAUGCAACUACAAUAUACUGGAAAAGAUGUCCCUGCAUCUGUUGUCCUUGGGAAUGAUGACGAAAACAGUUAUUUGCAAGCUGGCAUGUUCUUUGCGCUACCUAUUGAAAAUUUAUUCUUUUUGUACUGGCACCCAAAAUGAGCAGUUGACUCCUUUUCAUUUAUAAUUUGUGUACCUGAUAUCGAUGUUAGUAUAAAAGGCCCUGGUAGUUCAAACGGGAUGAAUGCCUAUCCAGCGCAAUUUGUUUGGUAGCAUUCUCCAGUAGUAGCGGUUUUUUUCGUUGGAUAGCGUUCCUUUGAACGUCCAGGCCCAUUACUAACCAGUAGUAUAAGCAACCUGCUCCUGAUAAAGGAAAAAAGAAUA
Messenger RNA from Pocillopora meandrina, 5470 nucleotides. The record is from the annotation of a GenBank genome assembly. NCBI's taxonomy places the organism in Eukaryota, Metazoa, Cnidaria, Anthozoa, Scleractinia, Pocilloporidae.